AUGCCUCUGAAUGUGAUCUCCGUCAUCUACGUGCACUCCAUUGACCCCAUGCAGAAGCGGCGCUUCGUGUCGUUUGUGUCCAAGGUGAAGGACGUGGACAUCUGUGUGGAGACGGUGGGGAAGGACGGCGACGUGAUGCUGAAGCACGUGCAUACCGUCCUCUGCACGAACAGCUCCGAGAACACGUUACCCAUCAGGAGCGUCGGGGCUAAGGAGGGGUCAAUGUUGCGCUUGCAGCCCAAGGGUAGUUAUCGCAUGCUAGCUGUUUAA
This is a messenger RNA of Trypanosoma grayi, 270 nucleotides long. RefSeq lists its product as hypothetical. Bases 1 to 270 code for a protein of 89 amino acids. The transcript has a single exon. The record is from RefSeq and is a predicted model, not a curated record. Lineage: Eukaryota; Euglenozoa; Kinetoplastea; Trypanosomatida; Trypanosomatidae.